Messenger RNA from Quercus robur (English oak), 483 nucleotides. Its product is annotated as secreted RxLR effector protein 78-like. The transcript has a single exon. The record is from RefSeq and is a predicted model, not a curated record. The coding region runs from base 1 to 483 and encodes 160 amino acids. NCBI's taxonomy places the organism in Eukaryota, Viridiplantae, Streptophyta, Magnoliopsida, Fagales, Fagaceae.
AUGGCAGUCAAGCUGGAUAUCAGCAAGGCCUAUGAUAGGGUGGAGUGGGGAUUCUUGCGACAGAUAAUGCUAAAAUUGGGUCUUGCCCCAAGAUGGGUGCACUUGGCCAUGGAGACACUCACCACUGCCUCAUACUCCGUUCUAAUAAAUGGGGAACCACGAGGCUUCAUCACCCCAUCAAGAGGUAUAAAGCAAGGAGACCCACUCUCACCAUACUUGUUCCUGCUCUGUGCUGAAGGCUUAUCAGCUAUGCUAAGAAAAGCCGAAGAAAGCCACCAGUUAAGAGGCAUAAAAUCUAGCCAACAAGGGGUUUGCAUCUCCCACCUAUUGUUUGCAGAUGAUAGCCUUCUAUUUUGUCGAGCCACCGUGGAGGAAUGCCAGCGGUUACUGGACUUUUUGGAGAUUUGUGAGGCGGCAUCGGGACAAGCAAUCAAUAGACAAAAACUUCAUUGUUUUUUAGCACAAAUACCAAGCCAGAGGUGA